Messenger RNA from Xyrauchen texanus (razorback sucker), 2096 nucleotides. RefSeq names its product eukaryotic translation initiation factor 5A-1. The transcript is spliced from 6 exons. Bases 350 to 817 code for a protein of 155 amino acids. Gene Ontology annotation, biological process: positive regulation of translational elongation; positive regulation of translational termination. NCBI's taxonomy places the organism in Eukaryota, Metazoa, Chordata, Actinopteri, Cypriniformes, Catostomidae. The record is from RefSeq and is a predicted model, not a curated record. Gene Ontology annotation, molecular function: ribosome binding; RNA binding; translation elongation factor activity.
GACUGCGCAUGCGCAGGAAGGAAACUAGUGCUGCUGAGGUUGGUUUCAUGGUAUGUGUAUUUGAUUCAGUGAGAGAGAGAGCGCAAGAAAUAGAGUUUACGAUUCACGCGUUGGGCCCCGGCCGCGGAACAGCCUUCGUCAACCAUCUGAAUCUGUAAGAGGAAGGCAAGAGCGAAACGCCUGUAAUGACAGCAGUGUCAAGAUAGCUGAAUUCAGCGAGAAAGCACAACAGAAGCAUAGCGCAGCUGAUAUCAACAAGACAGACAGAAAGGAUAUCCAGUCGGACUAAAAGUGGUUGGGUUGAUCAGAAAGCGUGUAGCGUGGAAAAUUGCUGUAAACUAGAAAAGACAUGGCGGAUGCUGACUUGGACUUUACAACAGGCGAUGCUGGGGCCUCCGCUACCUACCCCAUGCAGUGUUCUGCCCUGCGCAAGAAUGGUUUUGUGGUGCUAAAAGGUCGACCAUGCAAGAUUGUGGAGAUGUCCACUUCUAAAACCGGCAAACACGGACACGCCAAGGUUCACAUGGUGGGCAUUGACAUCUUCUCUGGCAAAAAGUAUGAGGAUAUCUGUCCCUCAACCCACAAUAUGGAUGUCCCCAACAUCAAAAGAAUGGACUACCAGCUUAUUGGCAUACAGGAUGGCUACCUGUCUCUGCUCCAGGACAGCGGUGAGGUCAGAGAAGACCUGAAAAUGCCAGAGGGAGACCUGGGUAAAGAGAUAGAGGGCAAGUUUGAUGCUGGUGAAGAAAUCCUAAUUACUGUCCUGUCCGCUAUGAAUGAAGAGUCUGCAGUAGCCAUUAAAGCCAUGGCUAAAUAAAACAGCAGGGGUUGACAAGAUGCACUGGACCUGGAUAGGAGAGAAUUAGACCUCAGCAAUCCUAUCAUUCUUUUUUCUUAUUUUCAUUCUCUUAUCUUUCCCUCGCUCUGUAUUUUAUAGCCCAUCUUGGGGUUAAAAACAAGGAAAUUUAAUAAGUCCUCCCAAACAAAAUUCUCUAUAAAUAAAAAGGUACACAAAGCAACACCAAGUGGAAUGUAUAAACAAUUAGAAGAGUAUGUUUUGGGCAAAACCACUGUAGUGGUGGAUUACCAUCCCAGGUAAUCUUUUUUUGUUAUUACUUGGUCUCUUGAUUUGCAGUUUACAAUUUUUGUUCCACUUUUUAAAAAAUCAGGAUAACUGCCCUUUGUAUAUUCUAAAUCACAAUACUAAAUAGAUAUAAUAGGUCAUUUAUGUUGGAAUUUUAUUUAUGAGCAACUAUGGUGUAAAAGGGAGGGAAACACUUGAGUGCAGAUUCUCCUGUGAAGGGCAGAUACAAAGGCCAUGACAUGAAUAAUAGGUUAUAGUUGGGUGUCUUCACUACAGGACCAAACUCUCAGCUUACCUUCCCCUUUAUCCUCCAGUAAUUUAAAGCAAAAUAACCUUAGACCGAGGUAACUAUCACAUGAGCAUCUAUGGAUGGAUACAGGAACACUACUUUAACACUUUUAGCCUUCCAUCACCCCUCCCUUCCAACAUAAAAAGUAUAGAAACAGAUUCAUGACACAGGGGAAAUCAGCAUCACCGUUUACAACAAUUUCACAAGUAUUUGCUUUCCGAUUAUGCUGUGAAAUGGAAGGAGAUGCCAUAAGCCUUAGAUCUCUUGAUGAAAUGUAAGAACACAAACUUCUGCCGCCAUUGUACUGAAGUCUUGGCCUGAACUGGCCUAUAGUGGUUUGUUUAAUGCUUGCUGUAUGUUUGAAAGAAACAAGGAAAUAUGCCAGUAUUAUUUAUUUAAAAGUUGUAGGUUGGCUGAAAUUUGGAUCCCCUAAAAAUGUAUUAUGUCUUAUGCAGGCCAUCAUUACAGGUUUGUUAUAGACUGUCAUGCUCAUUACUCUUGCCUUGACAAUAGUAUGAGUAAUGUUAUAUUUUAACAACAAGAAACAGACCUUUGAAUUCUAGCAAGAAAACAACCCAUUAUUUAGAAAACACAAAAAUUGUCUUUGUUUUAGUUUGUGAUGGCUUUUGGCUCUCUGUAGUCAUUGGUGAUGUAAUAUAUGUAACCACAAUGGCAUGGUUGCUGGCAAGAGAAACUGAAUUAAAAAACAACUAACAAUUAUUU